AUGUCAUGCUGGCGUGUCCUGCAGCUGUCCGACGAGGAUGCGGCUAUACCACAGCUUCUUAUCAAGACCCAAUUUGAUUCAUCCUCGUACACCGUCUUUCUUACGGAUCUCACCAACAUCUGGAGCGAAGAACUGGACUUGCCCGGUAUCGUGCGUCGAGCUUCUGAGGUAGAGUCACCCAUCGAAGUAAGCGAGCGCGAUACUUCCCAGCUUGCUAUACUUUUUGAGAAUGUGCAAAAGUCGCUCAGUCACGGCAAAGAUAGCACUUCUGCCCUAUCAAGAGAUAAGCUGGACAAUGUAACACUGCACACCAUUAUCAGCCUCCCAGAGCCUCUGGACUCGUUGAUCUGGAAAUUCCAUUUCACCAAGGGAACUGCGGCCGCCUUGAAGAAUGAGCUUAUCCUUCCACUGCUGAUAUCUUCCCACGUGCAGCAUGUACGCAUCUCUCGUCUGUUGUCCAUGAUAUCUGAUAAAGAUCAAGCCAUCACCCGGCUUAUUGAUCAGUACGAAUCCAGCAACCUAGAUCUCGCUGUGGCCUUCCCAAAAAUCGGUAACGCAAAGUCAGGCAAGAGGAUAGUGAGGCGAGAGCAAGCAGCGCGACACAUUCCCGGACUUCAAACCUUCGACCUAGAUAUAUGGAAAAGAGACACAGCAGAAAUGGUAGACACUGAUGUCUCCACGCUGGGCUUGUUCCAGGAGGCGCUAUCCGAGUGUACCCCUAUAAUACCACCAAAGCUGAAAUCACACGACGAUGGUGAGGUUGACUGGUGGAACGACCUGGAGACUUCUGCUAGUGUGUCCAAACGAGCUGCAACAACGCGGGCGAAAUCUCAGCCGAAGCGAGCACCUAUUCCUGCACGAUCUGCGGUCGCGGACUCCGAGACAGAGGAGGAGGAGACCGAAGAUGAAUUUGAGACGCAUGAGAACUUCAAGACACGGGACUUGAUUAAGAAGUCAGAGCUUCCUGCGACACUGGACAAUGCACCCCAGGACAAUGACAGAACAAAUGAUGUCGCCAUGAUCGUUGAUGAAGAAGAUGAAGAUGAUGAAGAUGAUGAAGAUUUGGAUGCACCUCCGAAGGUGUACAGCCAGAGUCAAAAAUCUCCUUCGAGAAGAAAAAUGUCAUCACCAGAGGUUUCAGCGUCUAAGGUAGCUUUGCCAGUGCGAUUAGAUUCGCCACCAGCAAAGCCCAAGGCCAAAGGAUUCAAGAUUGGUGGAAAAUCCAAGAAAAUAGAGUCCCCUCCUGUGGUGUCAGAAGGAGACAUAUCGACAUCUCAGCCACAGAACGAGGGCAUUCCAACCCGAUCAAGGGUCGACGAAGGGGGCAUUGGCAACAAGUCUGUGAAAAGAGGAUUCAAGAUUGGAGGAAGCGCCAAACCAAAAAAACCAAUAGCCAUUGAAGAAGCUGCGUCCUCUGAAGGGUCGAGAGUGAGACGGGACACGUUGGCAAUCGCGCAAAGCCCUUCAGUCGAACCUUCGGCCUCGGCUACAAUAAAGGUUGAGACGCAAAAUCUGCCUGUUGAGGAAGAGCGGGAAGAGACUGAGGAAGAGAAGGUCGAGAGGAAGAGGCGAGAGUUGAAGCGCAAGAACGAAGAGCUUGCGAAAAAGCAAGCUCAAAGUAAGAAGAAAAAGAGGUUCUAG
This is a messenger RNA of Paraphaeosphaeria sporulosa, 1641 nucleotides long. Its product is annotated as XLF-domain-containing protein. Gene Ontology annotation, molecular function: DNA end binding. Gene Ontology annotation, biological process: double-strand break repair via nonhomologous end joining. Gene Ontology annotation, cellular component: DNA ligase IV complex; nucleus. Bases 1 to 1641 code for a protein of 546 amino acids. The record is from RefSeq and is a predicted model, not a curated record. The transcript is spliced from 2 exons. NCBI's taxonomy places the organism in Eukaryota, Fungi, Ascomycota, Dothideomycetes, Pleosporales, Didymosphaeriaceae.